CGACCUCGCCCGCAACCAGGAUGGCUUCCACUCGCGCUGCACCUCCUAUCAAGCUCAACAACCCCUCGCUCUGGGUCACCGAGGGCGGCUUCAUCAACGGCAAGUUCACAAAGGGCACGGGCACCGGCACCUUUGAUGUCAUCAACCCGGGCAACGGCAAGGUCCUCGGCUCGCUGCCAGAGAUGACGGUCGCCGACACCAAGGAGGCGAUCCAGCACGCCGCGACGGCCCUCAAGAGCUGGCGCAAGACGAGCGAGUACGAGCGCGCCGCCAUCCUCCAGAAGAUCUUCCAGUUGCAGAUGGACAACGCCGAGGACCUCGCGCAGAUCAUCACGGCGGAGAACGGCAAGCCUCUGGCCGACGCUCGCGGCGAGAUCUCCUACGGCGGCAGCUACUUCUCGUGGUACGCCGGCGAGGUCGUCCGCAACUAUGGCGACGUCAUCCCGUCGCUCGUCAAGGGCGUCCAGAACACGACCCUCAAGCAGCCGAUCGGUGUCUGCGCCAUCAUCACCCCGUGGAACUUCCCCAACGCCAUGGUGACGCGCAAGCUCGCGGCCGCGCUCGCUGCGGGCAACACGGUCGUGCUCAAGGCGCCCUCGGAGACGCCCUACUCGGCGCUCGCGCUCGCCGAGAUCCUGCGCCAGGCCGGCGUCCCCGAAGGCGUCUUCAACGUCGUCCUCACCGAGAAUGACACGCCCGCGAUCGGCAAAGAGCUGUGCGAGAACCCGACGAUCCACAAGCUGUCGUUCACGGGCUCGACCCGGGUCGGCAAGAUCCUCAUGAGCCAGGCGAGCGGCACGCUCAAAAAGCUCUCGUUCGAGCUCGGCGGCAACGCGCCGUUCAUCGUCUUUGACGACGCCGACCUCGACAAGGCUGUCGCGGGCGCCGUCGCGUGCAAGUUCCGCUCGUCGGGCCAGACGUGCGUGUGCGGCAAUCGCCUCCUCGUCCAGGACGGCAUCUACGACCAGUUUGCCAAAAAGCUCGUCGAGGCCGUCAAGGCGUUCAAAGUCGGCCAGGGCGCCCACGACGGCAUCACGCACGGGCCCUUGAUCCAUCAGGCGGCCGUCAACAAGGUCCAGGACCACGUCGACGACGCCGUCGCAAAGGGCGCCAAGGUCCUCGUCGGCGGCAAAAAGAUGUCGGUCGACGGCUACUUUUACGAGCCGACCGUGCUCGGUGACGUGCAGGAGUGCGCCAUCGACCAGGAGGAGACGUUUGGCCCGCUCGCGCCGCUGUACAGGUUCAAGACGGAGGAGGAGGCGAUCGAGAGGGCCAACGACACCGAGGUUGGCCUUGCUGGGUACUUCUUCACCGAGAACAUCGCGCGCGUGCACCGUGUCUCGGCGGCGCUCGAGGUCGGCAUGGUCGGCGUCAACACGGGCCUGAUCUCGCAGGCCGGCGUGCCGUUCGGCGGCGUCAAGGAGUCCGGGUUCGGCCGCGAGGGCUCCAAGUACGGCCUCCAGGACUGGCAGCAGAUCAAGCUCGUCGCGCUCGGCGGCCUCUAGAGCUGAGUGGGCGUGGGCGGGCGAGUAGACAGGGGGCGCGGUCGGGACCAGCAGUACUUUUUCCCCUCUCGUCGCAAGGGCCAUGUUGUACACCGCUC
Molecule: messenger RNA, 1603 nt
Organism: Rhodotorula graminis WP1
Lineage: Eukaryota; Fungi; Basidiomycota; Microbotryomycetes; Sporidiobolales; Sporidiobolaceae
Exons: 12
Coding region: 21-1505 (494 amino acids)
Biological process (GO): GABA catabolic process
Molecular function (GO): succinate-semialdehyde dehydrogenase (NAD+) activity
Source: RefSeq, a predicted model, not a curated record